Messenger RNA from Patella vulgata (common limpet), 6819 nucleotides. Its product is annotated as multiple PDZ domain protein. The transcript is spliced from 11 exons. The record is from RefSeq and is a predicted model, not a curated record. NCBI's taxonomy places the organism in Eukaryota, Metazoa, Mollusca, Gastropoda, Patellidae. The coding region runs from base 116 to 2494 and encodes 792 amino acids. Gene Ontology annotation, molecular function: protein binding.
CAACUAGUUUUUAUUUCCGGUGUUUUGGUGUUAGUUGUGGUCGUUAAUCGACAUCUUGCUUCGUAGGAGUGGAUUUGGGAGUUAGAGGAUUUGUCAUAUUGUUGCUGAGUAUGAGAUGAACAUAAUCCUGCUGCAAAAUGCUGUUGAUGGAGGGUACCUUGUAAUGACCUUGAGAAGGCGACGAAAGAGACCAGCGCCACCUCCUCCGUUACCAAUACGUCACACGCCAUCUUUACAUCAUCGCAACAGUCACGAUAGCGGUCGACCUGUGGGUUCAAUCGGUCUGUAUUGUCAAGCGAUGUCUCAAUCAACAACAUGUCUUCCGAGUGAAUCUAGCGUCGAUCGUGUACCUCAUAGCAAUGGUAACAUCGGCUUUAACGCACCGUUGUCGUCUUCCAGUGCUGAACUGAGUAUUUCUAACGACGACGUUUUUGUUGACUCUUCAACACCCGAUGACAAAGUUAUUUACGUUAAUAUACCAAAAUAUGAUUUAAUAAAUGGAGAUCAUCAAACUGGUGGUUGCUCGGCAUCAGAAUUUCAUUAUUGUGAAAAUUGUAAACAAAGAACUCAGAGCACGUCUGCUGUCGAGGACAUGGUGAAUUGGUCAAGUGAGAUCAGUCCGCCAAAACAUUUUACACAUGAAUAUAAGAACAGAAACUCUCCAGAACUUUUACGACAGAAUUCAACGUCAACUCUCGUAGGCGAAAAUGGGAAUCGUAGUGGAAGUUGUGAAUCAUUAUCGACCAAUCAAAAUCAUAGUAAACUUUCAAGCAGCAGUAUUACGCCGUUACGUCGCCUUGUGGAACGUAAUUUGUUAAAAUCUUGUGAUAAUCGUGGUGAGGUUUAUUCUCCGUCCAAUGGUAGUCCAUGUAGCUGUCACUCUGAUAUAGGAACAGGAAGUGCUGUGUCAUCGCCAGGUUGUUCUAGUAAGAAGAGAAUUAUAACGAAGAUUCAUCUAUUAAAGGAUGAGAAUGGUUUAGGUGUACAUAUCGCGGGUGGUAAGGGCUCGAAGAAAGGGGAUAUUGGUAUAUUUGUAGCUGGCAUAACUGAAGAAGGAGCUGCUCACAGGGAUGGUCGUUUAAAGAAGAACGAUGAACUACUGAUGAUUAACGGAAAGAGUCUGAUUGGUUUAUCUCAUCAAGAUGCUGUCGAAGUUCUUAGAAGUGCUCCACGAUUGGUUCAGCUUGUUGUCUCAUCAAAGAUUCGUAAAUCUGCAUCGGUGGCCUCAACUUUAUCAGCAUCAAACUGUGAAAGUCCUAGAAUCCUGUCCCCGAUACCACAGAACGGCCACAGCGAUAAUUGUUUUCCUCCUGUACCAGAAGUUGUCGCACAAACACCGUGUGGUAGCGUCGUCAAAUGGGAGGAACUUUUUGAUAAAUUUAAACCAAUAGAAAACCCAUCAAAAGGCCUUGAGGCUCCUCCACCCUACGUGAGCGGAAUAAGGUCGCCAAGAUAUGGACCAGCACAGACUAUUACAGUACAGAAAGGGGCUCGGGGAAAAGGGCUCGGAUUUAGUAUUGUUGGAGGAAAGGAUUCAGCGAAGGGAAAUAUUGGGAUAUUUGUACGAAGGAUUUUCUCAAAUGGUCUGAUAUCAGAAGAUGGCAGGAUAACAGAAGGUGAUGAAUUAUUAGAAUUAAAUGGCGAGUCGUUGUACGGUCUAACACAUAAAGAGGUUAUUGCACGGUUCCGUGGAUUAAAGAGAGGUUUAGUGACCUUGACCUAUAGAGGUCGUAUAACAUCACCAUGUGCCAGCCCCAGAUUGUCUCCAACAGAAUCCCUGGAUGGGAGUCCUGUAUCCACACCCAGUCAUUCACCACGACACACACCUCAAAACAGUAUUUCCGACCCAUCAGUAUUUGGAAUAGAUAUUAACACAAAUCACAGCGCUCCUGUACCUCCACCAACCCCUUAUCGACUACCCUUUUAUUCCCCAGCCAGUGAAAUCCUUCUUCAAAGUGCUUUCCAGAACCAAUGUAAUCUGUUGUCACCCAUGACGACGCUUGCCGGGACCAAUAACCUCUUCGCCCAGACAGACAGGUUGUUAGAACAGAAUAUGAUGGCAUCCAUGCAGAGAAUGGAAUCCUUCGCCCAGAGUUCAUCGUUCAGUAUGAUGUCAUCGAGUAGCUUCUCUAACGGUUCCGUCGUUUGGCAGGCGGAAGAAUCUGAGAAGCAGUUUCGACAGUUUGACGUUUUACUCCAUAAAGAACCAGGUUUUAGUCUCGGUAUAAAUGUUGUACGCAAGACGAUAGCAGGUGUUAGUAAUGUUUAUAUACAAGAUAUUGUCAAUCCAUCUCCGGCAUAUUCUGAUGGCCGUUUAAAAAAAGGUGAUAUGUUGAUAGAAGUUAACGGACAUCCCAUGCAUGAAUUAACGUUACUUGAUUCAUUUCAUCUCUUCCGUAAUCUACCCCCGGGACCAGCAACCAUAUUGGCACAGCGUGAAUUUAAAACUGUCACCAGGACACAAGAAAAUUCUCCAACAAGCCAGUGUCCUUAAACAUUAAUCACCCUCGGGGGAAGGUCAGUGCUGAAGCUGUUCGUUAAUGUUGCUAUUUAGUUGAAGUUUCCUGGGAUUUGGAAACGAAGGUUUUAGUUCUGGAUUCAGCAGAUUUUUGGAUCAUCCCGUUGAAUUUGAUUGUUAUGUUCAUGUUUUGUGUUAGUGUUUUAUUUAUAUUUUAUUUUUAAGCUCCAACGAUUUCUAUUACAUUUUAUACCCAAUUCUUAAGACACACAUUUCCCUCAUAGAAUAAUCCGCCUUCAUGAGCCCAGUGGGUGCAGAAAAGUAGGACAUUAAACCCAAUUUCAUUUAAUCAGCUGCGUAUGUUAACUGUAAGUAUGUUCGGUUAAAUGGGAUACAUGAUGUAUUACUGUAAAUAGCUGUUCAACACAGGCCUGUAGCUAGCGGGAGGGGGGGUCAAGGGGGCAGCACUCUUUCCAUUGGACGAAAUAUGAAGCCAACAACCAAUGUGCCCAUAUCAGUAUGGGUACCACAUAAAACCGAGUGACAUUGGUUGCCUGGUUCGGCACCCUUACAUUGGACGCAAUAUGAAAUGAAGCGCUCAUAUCAGUAUGGGCACCCCAUAAAACUGAUGACAUUGGUUGGGCUACCCUCCUUGCCCCCCCCCCCCAGCUACGGGCCUGUAACAGUUAAAACCUUUAUUUUGUACAGAUGAAUUAUCUUUUACUUAUUAAAGAAUAAUUCUUUUUUUUUAACACAAUGUAUUUCUCGAAUUGUUAAAAGUUUAGAUAUAAAAAUAUUUGGAAAUACAAGGGGAAUUUGUCAUUUAAAAAUUCAAUUUAGUUUUCCAUUUUCAAAAAUAAAUCGCACAUUUGCCACAAUAUAACUCCAAGGUGCUGAUGUGCCAUUAAACAUCACUUUAUUUCUAGAUAUCAUCUAUUUAUAGACAAAAUACUUUUGUUACUUAUUGUUAUAGAAAUCGUUGAUGUUGUUUAGUUAAUUGACGCAAGUUCUAGUCAGCCAUUUUGAGAAGAAAAGGGCCUGUAAAUUUAAAUAAAACGCACAAAAUGAUAUAACGAAAUCCAAACAACAAAAAUACGCCAAAAGUCUCAAUCGAAUGGCAAUCUCUAGCAUCUGGUUAUUCCAGUCUUCACCUAGGUAUUGAUUGCACAUUGUGGAAUAUGUCUAGCCUUGUUCAUACACAAAUCGUGUACCAUAAUGCGUUUCAGUGCCUGAAACGCAUUAUGGUACACGAAUCGUGUACCAAUGGUAAAAUGUUUAUUUUGUCUUAAAUAUUGGACAUCAGAAGCCCAUCUUUUCCCAAUUAGAUCACAACAUCAAUGUUGAUUUAAAUUGACAAAUAAUUUGUGUUUUUAAUGCCGAAGACUUUGGAUGAUAUUGAGUUAGAGACUUAGCUACUUUAGAACCAAAAGUCAAUAGCUUUUUGUUCCAAAUUUUGGAAUGGGUUACAAAAUAUAUGUGACCCGCUCCCACGAAACCAGACGCUUUGUCGCACAACUUCAUUUUGUACUACAGGCACAAAAGCAUAAACUAUAUGCCUUCUUUUUGCUGUAAAUGAGCCGAACUCAACUCCAGACUAUACAACAAAAUUAAAAUUGCAUUUUUGGAAAGCUUAGGCUGUGGACUAUUCAAAUAUGCUGCCAGCUGUAUUUUUAUAAAAAUGACCAAGAAUCUGGUUUUGUGGGAGCAGGUCACAUAUAUACUGCAUUUAGGAAUGAUUUUUAGUGAAUUAAACUAAAUAAAGGGACAUAACUCUUUAUCCACUCUGCAUGUUUUCCAUUUGUACUAUAUUUUGCUAAAUUCUUCCUUCCAACUUGAAAAUCGUGCACAAAAAAUUGGAACAUGUGCCUUUAACAUUUCCAGAUGAAUGCAUUUAAUUGACGGCUGAUCUUGAAUUCUACGCCAGUUCUACAAUUUAUUAUAUAUUAUUAUUUAUUGUUUUAAUUUCGAUUUUAUGUCAAAUCAAAAUAUGAUUGUUUAAAUGUUUGAAGUGCUCUUAGUAUGAAAGGGAACGUCCACCAAGACUGACUAUCAUUGUAGCAUCACCCCAGAAAGAAAGUUAAUUGGAGUUUACUUGAAAAUAUUGAAUGGGACUCAGCCGUUUUUGGUCUGAUUAUAUUCCUUUUAGAGUUCAAAUUUCACAAUAUAGUAACAUAAGGUACAAUUUUAUGGAUACACAAUUAAUGAGUUUAUACUAAGCAACCUUUCGACGAGGAUACUGAGUAUUAAACUCAGUAAUUGUGUAUCAAUAAAAUUAGACCUUGUGUUAAUAUGUUCACUAAUAGUUUAAGAGGCAUUAACAAUCCCUCAUAUUUCCCCAUAUUGUAGUUUUCAAGCGUUCAACCAACCCUCUUCAAGUAACUUGUAUUCCAUAUAAUAGUGUCAUUUGUUAUUCUCAUACAAUUACUAAAUGCCACUUAAACAAAUUAAUUCAUUCCUAUGAUGAUGAGAGACCUCUAUCCUACAACAGUUUUCUAAUUCAAAAGAUUUUCAAGGGAAAUUUUUCUCGAAAAACAGCGCUGUGACUUACUUUUAUUUUGUACCAUCCAAAUAACAAGACGAUGUUCUCGUCAGACCUCAGGCCCCCAGCCCCCAGUCCGCAGUCCUGCACCUACUAACAAAGGAAGGAGACUACACCUAGAUAAACCCCAGGAUCAAAGCCUAGACCUCCUGGUUACCAAUCCAGCAUCUUACUCACUGAGUCAAUGCGGUUCCCAUGACUGUGCGGCAACUGUGUCAGAUUAGGUGGAUUAUUAUUUUACUCACUGAGUCACAGUGGUUCCCAUGACGGUGUAGUGCCUGUGAUUGUCUGUUUAGGUGGAUUAUUGUCUUUCUCACUGAGCCAAUGCGGUUCCCCGUGCGUCAACUCUGAUUGUCAGUUUAGGUGGAUUAUUGUCUUUAAGUAUUUAUAUGUUAAUCGGCCUUAUCUGUGUUGUGCUGUUGUCUAUCAAAUUUAUUAAUCAACGACCAAUCUGUCUAUUUAUUAAUUAAAAAUGAUAUUUUUGUAGUAGUCUGUAUGUUAGUGAAUUUUGUUUAAAUGUCUCAAAUAUUUCUACUGGUUAAUUAUUAUAUAUGUAGGGUAAUACAAAUUUAUGCAUUUAUCAGUACUGGCUUUAAUAUGUGCGUACUCGUUUCGUUUUUUUAUACUUUUGAUAGCCUACACAACAUGAAGAGUUGUAGUUGGAGGUCACAUCAAGUGUCAUACGAGCGGCUUUGACCCUAUGAUGUCAUACAUUGAUUAAUCAAUCAGCGAUGGCAGUUCUAGUGGUUUAACCAAAGUUCCGUGCACCUCAUGCCAAAAACUUGCCAUAACAGACCGUUUCAUUGGCUAAUCCCUCACAUCAUCCAGCACACUGAUUAUAUAACAACUCUUCCAGAUCCUAGUGUAGUAAAGACAAGUAAAAUGAAAUUUUGAUCUAUAAAAUGAAACGAAAUAGGAUCUGUGUUUUAAUCAAAUUGCAAUACUUUAAUAUUUGCUGUAUAUAAAUCUGUUAAUUCCUUAUGGUAUUUUAAAAAAAUUACGUAAUGCCCUCUAAAUCCUCAAUUCUCCAACCCCACACUUGAGUUGAUAUUGCAUCUCAUCUCUAUAAUGAUUUCGGGGGUUGGAUGGCCGAAUGAUUAGCACUUGCACGCUGUAUCAUAAGGUGUGUCAUUGAGUGAACUGGCGGGGUUUCGAUGCAAGGAGUAAGGUCACCUGUCCAGCCUCGUGUUUUUUCUCUGGGUUCUCCAGUUUCCUCCCACUGCUAAAGACCCAUAUGCGCAAGUGAAUUAUAGAAAUAAAAUUCAACCAUGUGUUAGUCCCAAAAUUACCUAAUUUGUGUCAAGUGGACAUUAAACCCCUUUUCUCUCUCUCUUUCGUGAUUUCACAGACAUUGAGCUAUAAAUAUAUUUUUAUAUAUCUCGGAGAGAGAGAGAGAGAAAUGGGGUUUAACGUCCCCUUGGCACAAACCAGGUCAUUUUGGGGGUUCAAUUGUAUUUCAAUAAUUCGCUUGUGUGUAGGGGUCUUCAGCAGUGGGAGGAAACCGGAGGACCUGAAGAAAACCCAUGAGGUUGGACAGGCUACCCUACUCUUUGGCACGUACAACCAGGGAAUCACUUAAGAGAAGAUUAAUAUUUACAAUUAUUAUUUUGAAAAUAUAAGUGAAAAGGAUGCAGUAACAAGUAAACAUGGUUAUAUAAAACUUGUCUCCCUCAUAACACAUUGUAUGGUGUAUGCCCAUCUGCAUUAGCCCAGUCGGAGCAGAACAGUAGGGUGUUAAACCCUAUUUCAUUUCAUUUCUAUAUCAAAAGAUAAUUCGUUUGCUAUCAAGAGAUGUUUGGAUCUUGAAAUGAAUAACAAUUUU